Gadus chalcogrammus (walleye pollock) is the source of this 2321-nucleotide messenger RNA. RefSeq names its product NHL repeat containing 2 (gene nhlrc2). NCBI's taxonomy places the organism in Eukaryota, Metazoa, Chordata, Actinopteri, Gadiformes, Gadidae. Gene Ontology annotation, molecular function: protein binding. The record is from RefSeq and is a predicted model, not a curated record. Bases 41 to 2251 code for a protein of 736 amino acids. The transcript has 12 exons.
AUGUCUCUACCCGCCCUGCUCCUCUUCUGGUAGUGAGACGAUGGCGUCCCAGAGCAGUCUGUCUGAUCUGUUUCCUCUCCAGACCCAGCUCGACACCGCCCUGACGGAGGCCACAACUCAAACAGAGAAAGAAAAGAUCGUCUGUGAAUAUCUGAAUAAGUUAGAAGAGAGUGGAGAUCUGAAGAUAUCCGAUUUCCAGCCAGGCCUGGAAUGGUUGAACACAGAGGGGCCGCUUUCUUUGGAGAAGGAGCUGUCCGGGAAGGUGGUGGUCCUGGACUUCUUCACGUACUGCUGCAUCAACUGCAUGCACAUCCUGCCUGACCUGCACCGCCUGGAGAACACUCACUCUGUCACGGAUGGGCUGGUUAUUGUGGGUGUACACUCCGCCAAGUUCCCAAAUGAAAAGGUGCUGGACAACGUGCGCAGUGCCGUGCUGCGCUACGACAUCCGCCACCCGGUGGUGAACGACGGCGAGGCGCGGCUGUGGAGCGACCUGGAGGUGACCUGCUGGCCCACCCUGGUGCUGCUGGGGCCCCGGGGGAACCUGCUCUUCUCCCUGGUGGGCGAGGGCCACCGCCAGCGGCUGCCCCUCCUGGCGGGCGCCGCCCUGCGGUACUACGGCGAGCGGGGGCUGCUGACGCCGCAGGGCGUGGGGCUGAAGCUGUACCGGGACUCCCUGCCGCCCACGCUCCUCUCCUUCCCGGGGAAGGUCGCCGUGGACGACGGCGGUGGCGACCACGACGGGAAGAGGCUGGCCAUCGCCGAUACCGGGCACCACCGGAUCCUGGUGGUGUCGUCCACGGGGAGGCUGCUGCACACCGUGGGAGGUCCGGGGAGCGGGAGGCGUGACGGCGACCUGUCGGAGGCGACCUUCUAUGCACCGCAGGGCGUGGCCAUGAGGGGCGACCUGGUGUACGUGGCAGACACCGAGAACCACCUGAUCCGCAAGAUUGACCUGUUGACGGGGAGAGUCACCACCAUAGCUGGGGACGGCACUCAGGGAACCGACAAAGAAGGCGGAGCCAUGGGACCCCAGCAGCCAAUCAGCUCUCCUUGGGAUGUGUGCCUGGGAACCGCGGGCGGUAUGGAGUGGAACGUGCUGUGGGUUGCCAUGGCAGGCUGCCACCAGAUCUGGGCUCUGUUCCUGGGGGACGGAGCGCUGCCAAAGGGAAGCCCCUCCAAGGCGGGGACGUGUGUGCGCUGGGCGGGCAGCGGCAGUGAGGAGAACCGCAACAACGCGUACCCCCACAAGGCGGGCUUCGCCCAGCCCUCGGGCCUGGCGCUGGCCCCCGGGGGCCCCUGGAGCUGCCUGUUCGUGGCCGACAGCGAGAGCAGCAGCGUGCGCAGCGUGGCCCUGGGGGACGGGGCAGUGAAGGCGCUGGUCGGGGGGGAGCGGGACCCCAUGAACCUGUUUGCGUUCGGGGACGUGGAUGGGAAGGCGGUGGACGCCAAGCUGCAGCACCCGCUGGGUGUGGCCUGGGCGCCGCAGCGCAGCCUGCUGUACGUGGCCGACUCCUACAACCACAAGAUUAAGGUGGUGGACCCCAAGAGCCGGCAGUGCCGGACGCUGGCGGGGACCGGGCAGUGUGGGGACCAGGUGGGGCCGGCGUUCUCCGAGUCGUGCUUCAACGAGCCGGGGGGGCUGUGUGUCGGGCCGGGGGGGCGGGUGCUCUACGUCGCCGACACCAACAACCACCGCAUCACCGUGCUGGACCUGGACACACACACUCUCUCCCUGUUCCCCAUCUCCCUUCCCGACGUCACCGACUCGGGGCCCCCGCGUGCCCAGCCCGGAGCGCCGAGCACCAGAGCCCCCACGCUGCCCAAAUCGGCCCCCCACAUCAAGCUGGCCCCGGUGGAGGUGGCCCUGGGGCAGAGGCUCAGCCUGGAGCUCAGCCUGGAGCUACCGGAGGGGGCCAAGCCCACCGAGGACGCCCCCAGCUUCUGGAGGCUGUCUGCUGAAGGUAACGAGUGGCUGCUGGAGGGCCAGUCCCUGGGCGGCGCCAUCGUGGACGUGGCGGCCCCCGUGUCGGUGUCCCCGCGGCUGCCCCGCGCCCCCCCGCCGGGGGUGGACCCCGACCUCACCCCCUCCCUCACCCUCAGUGUGUGGGUGUACUUCUGCGUGGCGGCGGGCGGCGCCUGCAUGAUGAAGGCCGCCUCCUUCUGCCAGCCGCUACACCUCCUCCCCGCCCGGCCCGGGGAGGGGGAGGGGGAGGCGGUCACCGUGGCGAUGACGCACGCCUUGUUGUAAAAGGUUCUCGCUUUGUGUCCCGCUAUCUCUGUCCCUGACUUUGUCUCGCUCUCUCUGUCUCUCUCUCCCU